Pocillopora damicornis (cauliflower coral) is the source of this 3138-nucleotide messenger RNA. RefSeq names its product doublesex and mab-3 related transcription factor 3, truncated. Gene Ontology annotation, molecular function: DNA-binding transcription factor activity, RNA polymerase II-specific; RNA polymerase II cis-regulatory region sequence-specific DNA binding. Gene Ontology annotation, cellular component: nucleus. Lineage: Eukaryota; Metazoa; Cnidaria; Anthozoa; Scleractinia; Pocilloporidae. Gene Ontology annotation, biological process: regulation of transcription by RNA polymerase II; sex differentiation. The record is from RefSeq and is a predicted model, not a curated record.
GAUGGAAAAAAACAUAAAAGCGGAAUCUUUCUUUCACUGAGAUCUUUAACUGACGGUUAUUUCGUCAACAAUAGAGUGUAUGUGCAGAGAUUUAAAAACAGCAACCAGUUGUGUUUUUCAAGGAAAAACACAGAUUGUUUUUGCUUCAUGUUUUAUUCAAACAAAAGGCGUCAGCACAAAUACAAAGAACAAUAGUUUGCGAGCAAUCGAGAGAAUUCGAGACAAAUAAAUGAACAAAGGAAAUACUGAUCGAACGGAUGAUACAAAUGUAUCUGACUCACAUGUAAGGGUUGCAAUACGAGAGAGCAAGAACAACUGGAAGGCGAAGGGAAUGGUACAAGUUUGCUCUGCGCGUUAAACUAAAAGCACCUCGAUUGGUCGUUCAGUUCAGUCCAACCAGAGCACAAGUAUUAAGUUCAGAAUUAUGAGUGACACCAAAGAGGAGCCCGAAAAUCAAGAAGAGGAAGAGACCAGCACUUCUUCUACUCUUCAUCACAGAGUUCCGAAAUGUGCUCGCUGUCGCACGCAUGGCACAGUUUCUUGGCUCAAGGGUCACAAACAUUAUUGCCGUUGGAGGGACUGCACUUGUGCAAAGUGCCAACUUAUUACCGAGAGACAGCGAGUGACCGCCGCACGUGUUGCCUUACUGAGACAGCAGAGAAAAGGAGCUGAGUUGAGGGCAAAAUAUCAAAGAGAACUGGAAAACGCCCGGUUGACGUACUCCAUGGUGUUUCAAACCAACGGAUUAGCUGGAUUCCCAAGCAGCCAUCGACACCAUUUUUAUCACCAUGCACCUCAAGCAGAGAUUGGUCAUCUGGAACCAAGGAUAACGGAAAUUAGACCACAAGCUGGUACAGAACCUCUGAAGCGGUGCGGCUCAGUCUCGGAGGAUGAAGAAGAAGAGAGAACCAGCCCCAAAAGAAUUGCCCUCUCCCCAGACCUCGAAGUUAAACCAGAACCUCGCGAGCAUACUGAAAAAGGUGUCCACACCAGUUCCGCCGAGGAAAGAAAAACUCCUGAUCAUUCUGUCGACCAAAAUAUAAAUCCAAACCAUAAAUACCUACUGGAAAACUUUCAUGAAAGGCCUCAUGAUUUCAGAUAUCCAAGGAUUUCAAAAGAGCUAAGUAUGCUGUCUCUAAGGCAUCCACCAAUGGAAUUACUUGGCAAGCUGUUUCCUCACCAUAACAAGGGCACACUGGAGCUCAUUCUUCAGAGUUGCCAUGGCAGCGUAGUAGAAAGCAUUGAGCUAUUGUUGUCCUCUCAAGAAUCAAGAAGCAAUAAUAUGUCAGCGUUGGCUGGAUGCGGCCUUCCUACAGCUAAUCACGCUCCUCCCUUCCUGCAUGGUCCAAUGACUCGAAACGUCAUAACGAGACCGUUGCCCAGCACGCAUGCAUGUUCGCCUUCAAGAAUUUACCCACCAUCACCACUUCCGCCGCCGUUGCUCGUGAAACCUAAACCGGAAAUGGCAAUCAAGUUUUCUUCUAUGCCGCAUAACCCUUACGGUGGCGAUUCUAGGCUAGGAGAGCGGGCCUGUGGGCUUCCUUUAAGCCGUUUUUGUAGCAGGUGUGGUCACAAGAUAAACAUGUUUGACAAGUUUUGUGCCCACUGUGGAAAGGUUCUAAAUGAAGCAACUGGUCUUUAAAUCAAAAGCCACCCUGCCAGACCAUGCAUGUAGAAUUGAUGAUAUCAUGGAGACAGAACUUAAAUAAGAUUUUAAAUAAUAGAGUAACUGACCAAGUAUGUGUUGAAGUAGAGGACGAAUUUCAAUAACGAUUUCGUAUAAUUUCUAAAAAAGCCUAAUAUAGACAGAAAAGAAUGUAAUUAAGUACUGCCGCGUGACUUCUAGCCUAUUAGUGAAACGUUAUAAAGAACAACAACAGUGAGGAGGCUAUCUAAUAUAAUGAGUUAUCAAAAGUUAACGAUAGUUUAACCCAAUUGAAACUGGCAUUUCAAAACCUCUUAUUUUGUUGUGCAUUUUAGUAUACAUAUCCACGACUCCUAUUUUUGAACAAUUCUUUAUAGUAAAUUCCUAUGUUUUCCGUUAUUAUUUAAAACAACCUACCAGUAUUUUUAACUCAGAGCCUCUUUUCCCAAAUUUGAUUGGACGGAAAGGAAAGACGAGAGUUACGGCCUUGAUACUUCUUAAUUUCACAACAUUCUAGGGGAGGAGAAAGGCGGGUUUAACUGAAAACUUACUGAUCUAUAUAUAAUUUACAUUUAUCUUGGAUCAUAUUUUUAAGGGACGCAACACUGUUUAAGUGGAAAGGCUAUCACUGGGUGGUGGGUAACUUAGGUCUGGCGUUUACAUGAUUAGUAGGGUUUGAUAAGAUGGAAGUUGUUAUAGAAUGAAUUAUUAAGGUAACGAAAAUUUCCUAGUAUUUGUUUCCGAGUUUACCGUAAUGUAAGGAAUUUUGUACCAUGAGAUCCUCGCCUAGAAAUAAUUAAGGAAGCUGGGGAGACAGAAAGAAGUUAGAAAGGUAUUUGCGAUAAUUUAAAGUACACUGUCAAUUUCAGCGAUUUUGUUGUUUUUGUUCUUCUCCCUAACAUGAUUUCUUUUUCAGUAUUCAUUAUCCUAAUCUAGCCGGAAGUGGACUAACAUUAUCAGUUUCAGCUCCUAAGAUGUGAAGGAGGAAAGUGCGUUUUGUGGAAGUUUUCGAAUUCAGCAAACUUCCUGAGGAGAAUUCAUAUUUAAAAAAGAUCACCACAGAUAUUUAGAAUGGAAAGAAAAAUUUAUAGAAAUAACAUGAUAGACUGCAUAACAAUAACAAAGAAAAUGAUGAGAGUAUUAGUCACAAGAUAGAAUUUUAUGGCAUCAGAUUAAUAAAAUGAAAUUGUAAAAAAAACGAGUGGAUACUUUUGAUUAGGUGCUUGAAAUUAACCUUGAAAAGAGUUUAUUACUUUUUUCAAAAUGCCAGGAGAAUAUUUUUCACAACUAAAUAAGGCGCGGCGGUAAAUAUUCUGUAUUAUUUAUAUGGCAAUGUAGUCCUGAGAAAAAUCCGAGCGUUCUGAUUGGUUCUUAAUUGGUCGGUAUUUUGCCCUACAGACUGUUUCCUCGGAAGGCCAUGCAUUCUUGUUUGUGAAAACCGGCGAAUUGAAAAUAAACAAGUAUGGUCCCAGUGCCAUAUCAUAAAUAACUUA